Messenger RNA from Callithrix jacchus (white-tufted-ear marmoset), 1867 nucleotides. It is a transcript of the gene BYSL, whose product is annotated as bystin like. Gene Ontology annotation, molecular function: snoRNA binding. The record is from RefSeq and is a predicted model, not a curated record. Gene Ontology annotation, biological process: rRNA processing. Gene Ontology annotation, cellular component: nucleolus; cytoplasm; preribosome, small subunit precursor. NCBI's taxonomy places the organism in Eukaryota, Metazoa, Chordata, Mammalia, Primates, Cebidae.
ACGUUAAAGGAAGUAAAUGUAUUUGGGAGUCCAGCUCCGGAACCCAGGAGCUCUUUUAGUGGGAGGGGCGGUGCUGAUAGCGCUUCUGGCCUCCGAUAGCUAGAGGGCGCUGUGAUCGCAGCGUGGCCUCUUGGGAGGUGGGAGUUCACCCAAGUGUAUUCUGGCCUUUUCGUCGUCCCCACGUGCGAACCUUCCCGGCAGUAUUUUCAAGAAAAAUGCCCAAGUUCAAGGCCACCCGUGGGGCCGGGGGUCAGGAAAAACAUGCGCCCCUGGCUGAGCAGAUCCUAGCUGGGAAUGCGUUGCGGGCAGGGGUCCGGGAGAAGCGGCGGGGUCGUGGCACCGGAGAAGAGGAGGAAGAGUAUGUGGGGCCUCGGCUGAGCCGACGGAUUUUGCAGCAAGCACGGCAGCAACAGGAGGAGCUCGAGGCCGAGCAUGGGACUGGGGACAAGCCCGCGGCGCCGCAGGAACGCACCACGCGGCUGGGUCCAAGAGUGCCUCAGGAUGGAUCAGAUGAAGAGGACGAGGAGUGGCCCACGCUGGAGAAGGCUGCCACAAUGACAGGGGUGGGCUACCAUGCAGAGGUGGUGGUGGACCCUGAGGAUGAGCGUGCCAUAGAGAUGUUCAUGAACAAGAACCCUCCUGCCAGGCGCACCCUGGCGGACAUCAUCAUGGAGAAGCUGACUGAGAAGCAGACAGAGGUUGAGACAGUCAUGUCAGAGGUGUCGGGCUUCCCUAUGCCCCAGCUGGACCCCCGGGUCCUGGAGGUCUACAGGGGGGUCCGGGAGGUAUUAUCUAAGUAUCGCUGUGGGAAACUGCCCAAGGCAUUUAAGAUCAUCCCUGCACUCUCCAACUGGGAGCAAAUCCUCUAUGUCACAGAGCCUGAGGCCUGGACUGCAGCUGCCAUGUACCAAGCCACCAGGAUUUUUGCCUCUAACCUGAAGGAACGCAUGGCCCAGCGCUUUUACAAUCUUGUCCUGCUCCCACGAAUACGAGAUGACAUUGCUGAAUACAAACGACUCAACUUCCAUCUCUACAUGGCUCUCAAGAAGGCCCUUUUCAAACCUGGAGCCUGGUUCAAAGGGAUCCUGAUUCCACUGUGCGAGUCUGGCACUUGUACCCUUCGGGAAGCCAUCAUUGUGGGUAGCAUCAUCACCAAGUGCUCCAUCCCUGUGUUGCACUCCAGUGCGGCCAUGCUGAAAAUUGCUGAGAUGGAAUACAGCGGUGCCAACAGCAUCUUCCUGCGACUGCUGCUAGAUAAGAAGUAUGCACUGCCUUACCGGGUGCUGGAUGCCCUAGUCUUCCACUUCCUGGGGUUCCGGACAGAGAAGCGUGAACUGCCUGUGCUCUGGCACCAGUGCCUCCUGACUUUGGUCCAGCGCUACAAGGCCGACUUGGCCGCAGACCAGAAAGAGGCCCUCCUAGAACUGCUCCGGCUGCAGCCCCAUCCACAACUAUCCCCCGAAAUCAGGCGUGAGCUUCAGAGCGCAGUCCCCCGAGAUGUGGAAGAUAUUCCCAUCACCACGGAGUGAGGAAAACAGUCACUGCCCUGGCCCAAGGGGUUUGGAAGGACACCAAGACCGGUGUUGGUGACUAAAGAUGACACUGAGCCUUAAUGGCUGAAGACCUAGAUCAGGGCAGUGACAGGUCACAGGGACAUCUGUGGCUCCCAGUCCAGGACAGGAAGAACUGAGGGUCUGGCUGGUUCCCUCUUCCAUUCAAGGCCCUUAUCCCUGUUCAGUUCUGAGAGCCAACUUGAGUUACCAUAUGCUAGGAUUCCCAGUCCCCAGCUGGGGCUUGGUGUGGUACUUUUUCUAUGGCUGUUGCAUCAGCCCACUGUGGAUAAAAGCAAAGGCAGAUAUUUAUUGAA